This is a messenger RNA of Glossina fuscipes, 3306 nucleotides long. It is a transcript of the gene Ctns, whose product is annotated as cystinosin homolog. Gene Ontology annotation, biological process: L-cystine transport. Bases 2012 to 3211 code for a protein of 399 amino acids. The transcript is spliced from 10 exons. The record is from RefSeq and is a predicted model, not a curated record. Gene Ontology annotation, cellular component: lysosomal membrane. Gene Ontology annotation, molecular function: L-cystine transmembrane transporter activity. NCBI's taxonomy places the organism in Eukaryota, Metazoa, Arthropoda, Insecta, Diptera, Glossinidae.
UUUUGUUUAGCGUAGAUUAAGUUGGAAAAAAUUGUUUUGAGGAAAAUAUCCUUAGAGUUUUUUUCUAUAAAAUUUCUUCACACACGCGCACAUCAUUUGCGAUUAUUUAAAAUAGAAAAGUCUCUCACUACAGCAAUAGUUAGUUGACUUUGUGUUAAGUUCAUCCCUCUAUUGGUAACAACCGGUGAAUCGAGUACUUAGGAACUUGCUUAACGCAAAAUUUUCGGCGGGAUUUGUUUUUUCUGUUAGGCAGUCACCUGUCUAUCAGUCUAUCGGUUUUCUCCAGCCUGCUAGGCUGUCAGUCCAAUUUGUUGUCUGUCUUAUUAUAAGCUUCUUAUAGGCUAAGUUACGUUGUUCGCUGGUUUCAAUUUUCUUAUAUUUAUCAGCUUACGUGCCUAUCUGCCGCACCUCUCCUUACCUCUCCCUACACAGAAAUCUCUGUGCUCAUAUGCUAUCCACGCAUUUGUCUAUUCGUACUUCGCAACAAGACUUUCUUCUAUUGUCUUGUUAUCGAGAUGCGUUUGUCUGCUCAGUUUUCAAUUUACCCAAGAGUCCGUCAGCUUACAGUUGCCUGAUUGUCAGGCGUCUCUCUACCGAAAGGUUUGUCCUUUGAGACUUUUAGCAGUUUCGUAGUCGCUGCAAUGAGCCUUAACCGUGAGAAAAUCUUUUACGGUCUGCGGACGUAAAAAAAGGCAGAUAAGCUCGUUUACGCAUCUCCACAGACACACUGUAACCACCCCGUGGGGCGCAGAGGUAAUGUUUAGCCUUCACGCUACGUAAAACGCCUACGUACAUCUAUACACAGGAUCGUUGAACGGGCUACGUGUGAAUGCUUAGGCACCUGGCUGAGCAGACGUCUGACUACCGAGCAGCACGUUUGUCAACCCUCAACCCAAGAGCUUCUUUAACAAAAUCUUUAUCGGCCCGCAUUUCCUCGCAUACAUUCUCGAAUGUCUUUAUGUGUGCGUAUCAAUUCCUCGCGCAUGCACACUAUACAUUCUCAAAGCCAGUAAAGAUAAGAUAAAAUCCUUCAUCUUGAAAUAUGUAUUUUUUUUUGAUUAAUGUUUCAUGUUCAAAUAUUCGAAGUGAAUUUGUCGACGAUUCGUGACGUACAGCAACUAAUGAAAUCUUUAUAUAAGCAUUUUUGAUUUACAUUAACUCAUUAAUUCAUAAAAUUAUCAAGUCUGGAAGGCCAAUUAAAGCAUAAUAACAAUAUCUAAUCCCUGGCAUUUUAGCAUUACUUAUAUGUUUACUAAUUUAAGUUGGAAACACAGUGACCGAAUGAAUAGCUAACUCUAUACGAUGCUGCGAUCAUGCAUGUAGAUUCUUGAAAAAAAAUGUUUUUUCAUGAAAAGUAUGAAAAGUAUACUGAUAGACCUUUAUUAAUAUAGUUAACUCUUUCGCGACGGUGUACCAAUGCCACAUCUGUCGCUGUCAGUCAAUAAACAAAUGUCAUAUGUAGAACGUAUGAAACGUUGCGACCCAUCCAUAUCUUAUUUUACCUUUCACCAUAUUAAAAGAGAUAAUUAUUAUUUCGUUGCAUUACUUGUGUACCUGGGAUGGGAUUUAACUUAACUUAGUUUGAUAAUUACUUUGUCGUUCUGGCUGUCAAGCGCGUUCACAAACCAACAACAAAGAGUUAUCGAAUUAAACUUGCAAGCUUGGAUAUAUUUACGAGGGGCUAAUACACUUCUUAUAAUCAGAGAAAAGUCCCCAGAAAAACUCGCCAUUUUUUUAUGUAUUUAUAUAGCAAAGUAUAGCUAGAAACGAGUAUAAUUUCUUUCGAGAGAUUAUUAAGUUUUAGCGAUAGUCAACUAUGGACGGAGAUCUAAAUGCGACAGAGUAAAUUAGCUUAGCUGAAAGCUUCAUAAUGAUGAUAUUUUCUGUACCUGAAUUCUAAAUCCAAUAAGCAGACGACGAUUGAUUACUUUGACUAUGAAAGCGUACGAUUGAGAUCAUUUAACACUUGCGUAUAUAUACAGGAAACAAUCUCUUGACAAUAAACGUCAAUAUGCGAUUUUUUAAUUCAAGAUCUUUUCAAACUUGCAUUUAUUUUUCAUGUAUCUUAAUACUGGUUUUUCAGAAAAUAGCGCUGGCGUUAAAUCAUACUGGUCUAACAGUAUCAAAUCAUGAUAUUCUUGUGCUAGUAAACGGUAGCGAUAGUUUUGAUAUUUUACUUUUAGAACCCUUUAAUCAGGAUGUUGAAACGAAACUGUUAACUCAACAUGAAAACUUAGUUGAAUUGACACCAACCGAACACAUAUUCAAAGCUAACACAACUGAAAAUGUAACCGUAUUAGUGACUGGCCUAAAUCCCGGCCAUUUGGUUAUUGGUGCCGAAAGUCAACCAAACGAAACUUGGAUUAUUCAGGAACUUUUUGUACGCAUCACUGUGGCCAAUUCGCGAAGUAUUAUUUAUAUAGCAUUUAUAUUCGGUUGGAUUUAUUUUAUAGCGUGGUCUGUUUCGUUCUAUCCACAAAUCUAUACGAAUUUCCGACGACAAUCGGUUAUUGGCUUGAAUUUCGAUUUCGUUUAUCUAAAUAUUGUCGGCUUCGCUUUGUACAGUCUCUUCAAUUGCGGCUUAUAUUGGAUACCUGCAAUUCAAGCCGAAUAUGCGUUACGUCAUCCCCGCGGUCUUAAUCCCGUCUUGUUAAACGAUGUUGUGUUCUCCUUACAUGCCGCCUUUGCUACGAUCAUAACGAUCGCUCAGUGCCUUAUAUACGAACGUGGUAAACAAAGUGUUUCAAAAACUGCUAGCGCUUUGCUGAGUUUAUUUGCUCUUAUUGUGAUUAUUUCCGCUAGUUUAGCUUUCGCAAAUGUGAUACAUUGGUUGGACUUUUUAUAUUACUGCAGUUAUAUUAAAUUGACAAUCACCAUAAUCAAAUAUGUGCCUCAGGCUUUGAUGAAUUAUCGCCGCAAAAGUACGGUUGGCUGGAGCAUCGGUACCAUUUUACUAGACUUUACGGGUGGUACCUUAAGUAUGAUGCAAAUGAUUUUAAAUGCUUACAAUUAUGAUGACUGGGCUUCAAUAUUCGGUGAUCCAACGAAAUUCGGUCUGGGUUUAUUUUCUGUACUAUUUGAUGUCUUCUUUAUGCUGCAACAUUACGUAUUUUACAGACAUGCGACCGAGACAACAUCUAGCGAAACUACGGUAUCCGAAUAUUCUCCAGCUUCACGCUCAAGUCCUAUUAGAGAAAGAGAAAUAGCUUAACUUUCAAUUGUACGACCCUACCUACCUGUACUCACUCACAUUCCCUAAUGUAAUAUAAGUUAUAGUAUAAUAGAAAUAUAAUUUUUCAAUUUUUA